CUUUUCUAAAUGCUUAAACUUUCAUUACCAAAUUCAUCCUCAAACUCAAUCAUUCAUACAUUCACCUUCUUCCCUCACUUUCUUAACACAAGCUAAGAAAAACACCAAAAACCAUGGAAAAUCACCUAAACUCACUCUCAAACUCGAACUCAAACUCGAACUCAAACUCGAACUCGAAAAAACCACGUGCAAUAAUAAUAGCACAUCCCCUACAAGGUCAUUUAAUCCCCACAAUACAACUAGCAAUAAAGCUAGCAUCCAAAGGAAUAUCCAUAACUUUCAUAAACACUGAAAACAUUCACCAUCAGAUCACCACCUCUAACCCCACCGCCAUCGAUACUGAUGGCGGUGGGGAUAUCUUUAUCGAGGCCCGAAAUUCAUCGGGCCUCGAUAUCGAUUACAUGACGGUCUCAGACGGUCUACCCUUAGAGUUUGAUAGAUCAUUGUACCAUGAUCAAUGGGUAGGAGCUACUAUUCACUGUUUUCCAGCUCAUGUAGAGGUUGCUGUGGCUAAGAUUGUAAGAUCUAAACCGUUGACUUGUUGUUUAAUUGUUGAUAGUUAUUCAGUUUGGGCAUCUAAAGUGGCUAAGAAGUUUGGGUUGUUUCAUGUUUCGUUUUGGACUGAGGCUGCUAUGGUGCUUGAUUUUUACUUUCAUCUUCAUUUGCUCAAGGAAAAUGGUCAUGUUGGUCCUGGAUCAAAUGCACGUAACGAUACCAUAGACUACAUACCGGGAAUAUCUUCAGUUAAACGCUCAGAUUUAACAUCAUAUCUUCAAGAAGAGGACUUGACAACAAUGUCACAUCAAUGCAUCUUGCCAUCAAUGGAGGAUACUAAACGAGCCGAUUUUAUACUUGGAAAUAAUGUCCAUGAGCUUGAGGCCCAAACCAUUGAAGCCAUUCAAAAAACAACACCAUUUUAUGCUAUUGGGCCAUUAUUUCCACCUGGUUUCACUAAAAGCCCAGUGGCUAGUAGCUUAUGGGCCGAGUCUAACUGCAUUGAUUGGUUAGACUCAAAAUCUCCUAGCUCAGUUUUGUACAUUUCUUUUGGUAGCUAUGCACAUAUUAGCAAGGAGGAGCUUGAGGAGAUAGCUAAUGGAAUCAAGCUUAGUAGGGUUAACUUCUUGUGGGUUAUCCGACCCGAUAUGGUGAGUUCUGAUGAUCUAGAUCCACUUCCUAUUGGGUUUAGGAACGAGGUUUGUGAUCGAGGGAUGAUUGUGACAUGGACUUGUCAGACAUCAGUGCUAUCUCAUCGUGCAAUAGGAGGAUUCUUAACACAUUGUGGUUGGAAUUCGACACUAGAAAGUAUAUGGUGUGAAAUUCCACUUUUGUGUUUUCCGUUGUUGACUGAUCAAUUUACCAACCGCAAACUAAUUGUGGAUGAUUGGAAAAUCGGAUGCAACCUUUGUGAUGAGAAACCCGUGAAAAGAGAAGAGGUAUCACAAAAAAUAAAGGAUUUAAUAAGUGGAUCUAUGGGAUAUGAACUUAAAGAUAAGAUCAAGGGGGUCAAGCGAAUACUAGAAAAUGCAAUGACAACAAACGGAUCUUCAGACAAAAAUGUUGAUAGUUUCAUCAACGAACUAAUUGGUGCAGACAUCAAUAAGAAAUCUACAUAAAUGUUACUUCCUUCACUAUUUUCAACUAAUUCCAAUGUUAUUGAUGUUAAGUGUAGUAAUUUUCAAGAGUAGUGUGUGUAUUAGUAUGGUAGUUUUUUUUUUUUUUUUUUUUGACAGGGUAUUAGUAUGGUGGUUCCUUCUAUUAGUAUGUUGUGCUUUUAUGAAUUAUUGUUUCAGUCUAUGUUAAAUAAAUGCACUUUUUUAUGGUA
Beta vulgaris subsp. vulgaris (sugar beet) is the source of this 1822-nucleotide messenger RNA. Its product is annotated as UDP-glycosyltransferase 86A2. The transcript has 2 exons. Bases 114 to 1613 code for a protein of 499 amino acids. Gene Ontology annotation, molecular function: UDP-glycosyltransferase activity. Lineage: Eukaryota; Viridiplantae; Streptophyta; Magnoliopsida; Caryophyllales; Amaranthaceae. The record is from RefSeq and is a predicted model, not a curated record.